AUGGGGCUGGAGGUGGGUGAACACCUCAUUCCCUCACAUGAACCAGACAGGAACCUGUAUCUGUCCCUGGUGAUUGCACUUAGUAAGAGAAGCAAAGAGGCUGAGACGACUUUCCUGAGUGUUUACAAGCAAUUAAUCGAAGCUCCAGACCCUGCUCCUGUGCUGGAGGCUGCCCGGAGCCUGGAGGACCGGCUGCAGCAGCUCCAGCGCCUUGAGCCUGAACCCACCCCCCUGAAGGACCUCGGUGGCCCCUGGAAGAAGCACUCAGAGAUUGUCAUCAUCAAAGGGCGCAGAGAGGGGACAUCACCCGCGGCCGGGCUCGUGGCAGCGGCCAAGGCCCCGCUCCCCAGCGUCGAGGGCAAAGCACCGAGCACUGACACCUCGCUGCAGAGAAAUGAGGCAGAAAAGCAAAAGGGGCUGCAGGAAGCACAGGUCACUUUGGCCACGCGGCUGGGAGAGGCAGAGGAGAAGAUCAAAGUGCUCCAUGCAGCACUGAAGGCCACCCAGACAGAGUUGCUGGAGCUGCGGUGUAAAUACGAUGAAGAAGCUGCUUCCAAGGCAGAUGAAGUAGCCAUGAUCAUGACAAACCUCGAAAAAGCCAACCAGCGAGCGGAGGCGGCGCAGAGGGAAGUGGAGAGUUUGCGGGAGCAGCUGGCGGCCGUGAACAGCUCCCUCCGCCUGGCCUGCUGCUCCCCGCCGGGCGCUGCCGGGGACAAAGUGAACUAUUCCAUGUGCUCAGGGUCGAGGCUGGAGGCAGCUCUGGCUGCCAAGGACCAGGAGAUCCUGCGGCUGCUGAAAGAUGUGCAGCACCUUCAGAGCUCGCUGCAGGAGCUGGAGGAGUCCUCUGCCAACCAGAUCGCUGAGCUGGAGGGGCAGCUGGCUGCCAAGAACGAAGCCAUCGAGAAGCUGGAGGAGAAGCUGCAGGCACAGGCAGACUAUGAGGAAAUUAAAACAGAGCUGAGCAUCCUGAAGGCGAUGAAGGUGGCUGCUGCUGGCUGCAGCCUUCCCCAGAGCAUAUCGAAGGCAGAGGAGGCCCUGCUGCUGGGGAAGGAGGCUUUCUAUCCCUCGCAGAAGUACCUGCUGGAGAAACCCAACAUGCUGUCCAGCACUGAGGAAGAUCACUCCGAAGACGAGGCAGGGAAGGAUUCUCUGGGCCUGGAGCAGCCAUACCCGUCCCCUCAGCACGCCCCGUCGGACGAACCCUCCUCCCCUGCUCCCCUCCCUCCUCCGCCCGGCCUGGCCCCUGACUGCCCCCGAACUUUCUCUCUGUCCCCCUUCCCAGGGGGCGAACGGCUUUUGGGGGACCCCAAGACCCCUAACCUCCAGCCACCUGCCUGCAAGAGCGAGAAUGUUGGGGGGGUCCCACCUUUCCCCUCCACUUUCUUGGGGGCUAAAAGCAGCACUGGGCCCCCCAGCACUGGGCCCCCCAGCACUGUGCCGGCCCCCAGCCCGCCCAGCGAGCCGUCCGAGGGCAGCACGGGCAGCUCUGCAGAGGAGGAGCAGCUGGACACAGCCGAGAUCGCCUUCCAGGUGAAGGAGCAGCUGCUGAAGCACAACAUCGGGCAGCGGGUCUUCGGGCACUACGUGCUGGGGCUGUCACAGGGCUCUGUCAGUGAGAUCCUGGCCCGGCCCAAGCCCUGGCGCAAGCUGACGGUGAAGGGCAAGGAGCCGUUCAUCAAGAUGAAGCAGUUCCUCUCCGAUGAGCAGAACGUGCUGGCCCUGAGGACUAUCCAGGUGCGCCAGAGAGGUAGCAUCACACCACGGAUCAGGACGCCAGAGACCGGCUCUGAUGACGCCAUCAAAAGCAUCUUGGAGCAGGCAAAGAAGGAGAUUGAGUCGCAGAAGGGAGGUGGGGGGGGGGCCCUGCCGCCGGCAGAGGACGAGGCCCACCGGCUGGCGGAGAUGAAGGCGGAAGGAGCGGGCGCGGAGCCGGCGUCAGGUGGUCGUCUGUCCUACUACCCCGCCUACGUGCCGCGGACCCUGAAGCCCACCGUGCCACCACUGACACCGGAGCAGUACGAGAUGUACAUGUACAGGGAGGUGGACACGUUGGAGCUAACCCGGCAGGUCAAGGAGAAGUUGGCCAAGAAUGGCAUCUGCCAAAGGAUCUUUGGAGAGAAGGUGCUGGGACUGUCCCAGGGCAGCGUGAGUGACAUGUUGUCACGGCCCAAGCCAUGGAGCAAGCUGACGCAGAAGGGUCGGGAGCCCUUCAUCCGCAUGCAGCUCUGGUUGACUGACCAGCUGGGCCAAGGCAUCAGCCAGCAGCCGACCCCUUCCCAGGCCAGCCCGGUGGAGCCCCAGCCAUCCCCCUCGCCACCCCCCAGCCCUGCUGAGCAGGAGAAGAGCUGCCAGGAGCCUCUCACCCUGGCCUUGGAGAGCAGCAAGGAAAACCAGCAGCCUGAGAGCCGGUCCACGCCUGCGCUGAGUGGGAAGGCGUACCCCAACAGCCAGGGACCUGUGGGCAUCCAGGAGAUUGUGGCCAUGUCCCCUGAGCUGGACACCUACUCCAUCACCAAGAAGGUCAAGGAGGUCUUGACGGACAACAAUUUAGGCCAGCGGCUGUUUGGGGAGAGCAUCCUGGGCCUGACGCAGGGCUCGGUGUCCGAUCUCCUCUCCAGGCCCAAGCCGUGGCACAAACUGAGCCUGAAGGGGAGGGAGCCCUUCGUCCGCAUGCAGCUCUGGCUCAACGACCCCCAAAACGUGGAGAAGCUGCGUGACAUGAAGAAGCUGGAGAAGAAAGCCUACCUGAAACGGCGGUACGGGCUGAUGAGCGCCGGCUCGGACAGCGAGUCCCCCAGCACCCGUUCCGACUGUGCCAGCCCUGGCCUGCAGCCACAGGACCUCAGCCUCCUCCAGAUCAAGAAGCCACGGGUGGUGCUGGCCCCGGAGGAGAAGGAAGCCCUGAAGAAAGCCUACCAGCUGGAGCCCUACCCCUCCCAGCAGACCAUCGAGCUGCUCUCCUUCCAGCUCAACCUCAAGACCAACACCGUCAUCAAUUGGUUCCACAACUACAGGUCACGGAUGCGCCGGGAGAUGCUGGUGGAGGGUGCUCAGGACAAUGACACAGAUCCAGAGCAGAGCAGUGGGAUGGCCAUCCCAGGGGGCCGGGCCCCCCACAGCCCCGAUUCAGAUGCUGAGGACCGUAAACCUAUGUCUGGGGGGGCUGAGCACCCCUGUGCUGCUGCAUCAGUGAAGGUGAAGGAGGAGCAGGGGGAGGCAGGUGGCUGGGGCCGCCGGCGGGACUCGCACAGCCUGGCCGGGGCAGCCGAGGGGACUGGACCUCCCCAGGAGGAGCAGGGGGCAGCCACCCGUGCCACUGCCCCCCGCACCAUUUGCCACUGGAUGAGAUUAAAAACAAACAAGAAGAAACCCCACAGCAAAGACUUCCUGAGCAAAGCCAUUGAGAAGCACUAUGAGACUGACCAAAUCGAAUGA
Messenger RNA from Chaetura pelagica (chimney swift), 3435 nucleotides. It is a transcript of the gene CUX2, whose product is annotated as cut-like homeobox 2. NCBI's taxonomy places the organism in Eukaryota, Metazoa, Chordata, Aves, Apodiformes, Apodidae. The coding region runs from base 1 to 3435 and encodes 1144 amino acids. Gene Ontology annotation, molecular function: DNA binding; DNA-binding transcription factor activity, RNA polymerase II-specific. Gene Ontology annotation, biological process: regulation of DNA-templated transcription. The record is from RefSeq and is a predicted model, not a curated record. The transcript has 21 exons.